Bemisia tabaci is the source of this 3256-nucleotide messenger RNA. NCBI's taxonomy places the organism in Eukaryota, Metazoa, Arthropoda, Insecta, Hemiptera, Aleyrodidae. The record is from RefSeq and is a predicted model, not a curated record.
CAAAAUGCCAAAGAAAAGGAUGCAAAAUCAGGCUCAGGCUAGGGUGCUACGAUACUCCACAGCAAAAGUUGAAUUUCAUUUUUCUGAAAUUAACAACAUCGCUGAACUGGCCACUAAAAUCGAGGAGCAAGAACCAAAAAAGACUUUCCUGCUGAAAGUCUGUUCAGUUGAAACGAUAAAGCAGGAGUUUCUGACAACCUUUGAAAAGGUACAGGAACUUUCGUUUGAAAUCGAUGAGGACUACGAACCAAACUUUGAGCUUCUUCAAGAAUUUUACGAUAAGGUCAACCUCAUAUCUAGCGCGCUGGCUAGUCUGAAAGAAAAAUCGCCCGCGUCAACUGCAAACAGCGAAAAACAAAAUUCAUCAGAGUCUCGAAUCAAACUUAAAAGAUUGGAGAUUCCAAAAUUCGAUGGAAAAAGAGAAAAUUGGCCUGUGUUCUAUCAAUUAUUCAAUCAAUUGGUUCACACGAACGAUUCUCUUUCGAAAUUAGAAAAAAUCAACUAUCUAGUCACGCACUUAGAAGGUUCUGCUAAAACCCUUUGUUCCGGGAUUCUGCCCAUUGAGGAAAAUUACGAGGCGUUGUAUGAGGCUCUCGAAACCAAAUUCGAGGACAAGAGAGCUCUCGGAUCGACUCUCUUCGAGAAAAUCUUGAACUUCAAGACAAUUACGCAAGAUACCGAAAAGAAUUUGUCUCUCUUUUUGGAAUCCUUCAUUGAAGCGGAACCACAUAAUCCUUUGUACAGAUGCCCUGAGUUUAGGGACAUGCCAGUUUGCGAACGCUGGAAGUACAUCCGACCAAAUAAAGUUUGUUCAAAUUGUUUGACGGUAAAUCAUCACUCACACCAAGAUUGUGGCUCAGAAAACAGAUGCCGCGAGAACAAUUGUGGCCAAAAGCAUCACACAUUACUGCAUCAAGAUCAAAAUUCAAAAACGGAGUCAAAUCCUAACCAACAGAACGAGAAUACAGUUGAAACUGUAAUAUGUUCCUCCGCCCUGACAACCAGUGCGCCGCAAGCUGUCUUACUCGCCACGGCGCUAGUUAAAGUCAAGGACAAAUAUGGUAAAGUCCACACUUUAAGAGCACUUUUGGACAAUGGAAGUAUGACCAAUAUGGUGACACCAAACUGCGCCCAAAAAUUAAACCUUCCUCGGGAACAAAGUACUCAGACUCUACAAGGGAUAGGGCCCGGAGCUGUCCGCCCAAAAUUUCAGACAGAGUUAUGUUUUUUCUCCGCGCUGAAUCCAGCAAAGCGGUAUGCCAUCAAAGCGCUUGUUACCAACAUAUUAUCCUCAAAUCUUCCGUGUACGGAAAUUUCUCGCACGCCGCGCAUGGAAAAACUAAUGCAAUUACAGCUGGCUGAUCCUACUUUCCAUAAGCCUGGAAAGGUAGACUUACUCCUCGGUGCUUCGGUUUGGUCGCAUCUUUUCGAAGACUCACACACCAUUCGCUACCAAAAUUUACCGCCAGCCAUCAAAUCCACGUUGGGAUACAUCAUCAUGGGAAGCGUGCCCACAGAAAUCGAACAACCACCCGUGGUAACCAGCUGUCUUACCAUCUUAGAGCCGAUGGAGCAAAUAAUGCAGAAAUGGCUCAACGUUGAAGACGUACCUAAGCCUACAUUUCUUAGCGCAGCGAAUAAAUACUGUGAAGAACGUUUUCUCAAACCGCACUACCUAGAAAACGGGCAAUUUUCAGUUGCACUGCCGUUUCAAAGUCAAAUUCAACACGUCAGCUCCUCUAGAGCAACCGCUGCUUCAAGUUUCAUCUCUCUAAAAACAGAGUUACUCAAAAACUCAGAAUUGCAUCUUGUAUCUGUUGUUCCUGACUUUAGCGCAACAUUCUCAAGUCCCAUCAUGCAUGACAAGCCUGCUUUCCAGGUGACCCCAAGGGCUGCCGAUGUUUAUGGCACGGAACCGGAAAUAGCGGAAGUCAAAGUUCAAAACUUUUGGAACAAAAAUCAAGCAACCUCACAGCCAACAAAUUUACUAACUAGCCAUGAAAACAAUGGAUCCACCAUAGUUUCUACAUCUAACAGUUUUGAUCUAUCAAAAGAAAACUCAAAUUUUUCAAAAAUACUGUUGAACACGGAAACCACACAAAGACCGGAAAUGCUCUCAAACCCGGAAACCUGUGGAGCCUCGGAAUUGCUACCUAAUGCGGAAACCAGAGUACCUUCGCUGUUACAAACUACGGAGACCAGCGUAAGAUCGGAAGUACUAACAACUGCUGAACUUAGUGCGAACAUGAUCUUACCUAAUAAUGGUUCCUUCAAAGUUUUGGGUACCUGCCGGACCACCGCCACGGAUGUGAUGUCCUCACAUCAAAGUAAUUUCGAGUUUAAAGUCAUCAAAGGCUACAUCCGUUCAACUCUUGUUCAACUCUGUAUUCUAUUUGUUCUCUUAUCAGUAAUUCUGUCUACCGUAAACCUACUCCAAAAAGCGCCUCGAUACUCAGAGGUUGCAACCUCAUGUCCUAGUCAUGACUGGACAAUGGAUGCACCGCAAUGCACUUCUCCACAAAGGAGACAAUUUCAAGACAAACUAUCGCAAGUCUCAAACUGCUCAGUUUGUCGCCUCUUAAACAUCACUUCUACAAAUGAAGCGAUGCUCGCGCACGCCACUGGCAAAGCGCAUAUUUACUCCGCCUACACUUUCGCACAAAACCCAACUAAGUCGCCUCAGAAAGCUCUACUCAGCACACAAUCACGCAUACCUCUGACUAAUUCUCUUCCUCAGUUAGAAUUUCAUGCAGCACCUUUGCUGUGCCUAUUCAGAUUACGUGUUUCGCACAUCUUCAACGACUGCCAUACAUUGAAAAGGGCAAUUUCUCUUAAUAAUUCAGAUUCUUGCUUACAUUUUAUAAAAUUCAAUUCAAAACAGUGGAUUCUUUUCAUCACCAUCUGGAAAGCUCUCAUUUGGAAAAAUGCCUUACCGCAUCUUGGACAACACACAGCAGGAAUUUACAACUCCAGUUAUGCGGUGUCCUACUGUCUACCAACGUCAAAUUGCAUAACCUACCUAAAUAGGUAUAAGGAUCCUCUAUGGUCUUCGCAAACUUACGCCGUAACGAACAUCAUAAGUGACCUCAUGUACUCAAAGCCACUUAAUGAGACACUCCGACAAAAAUCGCAGCCGUCGUCCUUGUCACCAGUUUGCACUCAAUGGCACAUCAGACUCGCAGUCCUGCUGUCGCACUCAAAAUCUCAUCUACUAGUGCUCUGCAGUGUUGCAUGUGUGUUCAGGCGUCAGUUCUAG